Xenia sp. Carnegie-2017 is the source of this 1008-nucleotide messenger RNA. RefSeq lists its product as uncharacterized. NCBI's taxonomy places the organism in Eukaryota, Metazoa, Cnidaria, Anthozoa, Malacalcyonacea, Xeniidae. The transcript is spliced from 4 exons. The record is from RefSeq and is a predicted model, not a curated record. The coding region runs from base 85 to 1008 and encodes 307 amino acids. Gene Ontology annotation, molecular function: ubiquitin-protein transferase activity.
AAUGAAGAUGCAAGUAAUAAAAUCCUCCAAUCCUCUUCUUUGUCUUCUCAAAGUUCAUUUACCUCAACGUCUCAAGUUUGUAGUAUGUCACAAGGACAAUUGUCUCAGCAUGGAAUAGAAAAAUAUCUAUUGCAACAUCAAUGCCCUACAUGUCUUGGAUACUAUUCACGUGCAGACAUAGAGGCUCAUGCAGACAUGUGUGCAGAAAGGUGGAUAGACCCAAUUGGCAAGUUAUCAGAUGACAAUCAAAAUAACCUGGAAAACACACUCAUUGCUGAAGAGGAAAUUGGACAGCCGACUGUUGCCACUAUGCAAGAAGUGGUUCAUCUAAUUCAGGACAAUGUUAACAGAUUGUCGACCAACAGAGUUACUAUUCGUAGGCGAUUAGCUUUUGCAGAUUAUGUGGAUGCACGGAAACGAAAAUGGUUUGCUGAAGGAGGAAAUCUUAAAAUUUGUUUUGCCGGUGAACCUUCUAUUGAUGGUGGUGGCCCAAGGAGGGAGUUUUUCACAGAUGUCCUACAACACAUUAAGUCAACUUUGUUUGAUGCAAAUGGUUAUCCACUGUUUAGUGCACGAGCACUAGCAAAUGAAGACUUCAUGGUUGCUGGUGAGUUAAUAUCAUCCUCUCUGGCACAGGGAGGACCAGCCCCAUGCUUCUUGGCAAAGAAUGUAUUUAAUUAUGUGGCUGAAGGGGUAAAUAGCAUACAGGCCAACAACUGGUUGGAGUUGGUUCAUGAUGCUAAUUUCAAAGAUGAAAUUGAUAAGUUAGUUAAAUGUGAGAGUGAUGAGGAGCUGAGGACAUUGCUUUGCUCAGAUGACAUGAUGAACAUUCUGCAAUCAAUCGGCUACAGGGGUGUUCCCUCCAAGGAGAAAUUGGCCUCACGAGACAACAUUAUUCGGUCGAUUGUAAUUGCAGGAAUUGGCCAUAUGCUGGCAAUGAUGGACCAAUUAAAAACUGGUCUUACACUUUUUGGGGUUCUGCAGCAAAUUCAACAUCACCGGAGAUAA